CAGACACAGAGACACACACAGUUUGGCUUUAGUGUCCAGGAGUGUGAAGAUCGGGGACCAUCGCGCUGCCCUCGCAAGGUUGACCUCUGCGCCUCCGCGCCGCCUCUGCAGGACUCGCACCGGGGCUCCUUCACAGACGUAUUUUCUCAAAGUCAACUGAAGCCAGGAUGUCCCAGUUCUGCACCAUGUCCACGGGCGAAAGGAAGAAACGGGCAGCAGCCAUUUGUCAGGAGGUUCAAGGCAGCAACGGGUACGUGAUGGACCUGGGGAAGAAGCUGAGCACUCCCAAAGACAUCAUGCUGGAGGAGCUAUCUCUGCUCUCCAAUCGAGGGUCCAGACUGUUCAAAAUGCGACAGAAACGAUCGGACAAAUACACGUUUGAGAGCAUACAGAACGAGGCAAAUGCACGGCUAAAUAGCGACAUUCUGAAUGAUAGCACACACACUGUCGAGAUAAAGGUGGAGACGGAGGCCAAUGACAGCACGACGAGCCAAAGCAGCACGAAUCCAGACACGACUCCACAGAUAACAAAUCCCUCCUCUGUGUCUAAAUCCUACCACUCACCGUGGGAAGAGGUGCUCCUCCGUGACCCCGACCUGGCCGACACCAUUAAAAUGAGGAUGCCUGUCAUGGAUCCGAGACCGGAACUGCCGGAGUACAAGUGCUUCAAUCGUGUUGCGACUCCAUACGGGGGCUUCGACAAAGCUCCCAGAGCCAUCACGUUUAAACUACCCACCAUCGACCUGAGCCCACCACGGUACCCAGAACUACAAGACACUGGGAUCAAGCGACCCACCUUCAACCGGACGGCCCAAGGCUGGAUAUCCGAGAGCACCCACCUGAUCCUGCCCACCAUCACCCUAGAGCCUGCCGAAGUUCCCGAGUCAGAUGACCUGUAGGAGUACAAAACAGUAGUUUUCGCGAGUUACACUUGCAUAAUCACAUCUGAACUUCUGACUUUUCUGCUCCGGUGGACGUCCAGUUUUCACUCUCACUGUCCUGUUUAGCUGCAGAAGCACCAGCAGGUGAAAGUCUAUGGAGUAACAGAAUGUAAAUAAACAGCAGGGAAGUUAUUUAUUGACAGCUCAUCAUGUAAACUGGUAAAGCAGCAGUAAUUGUUUCACAGACGAUGACGUCCGAAGCUGUGUACUUCAUGUUGAAUGUUACGCUGCCAGGACAAGUGGAAUUUCAAACGAAAGGCAUCUAAAAUAAGCAGCUCAAAUACUCAUAAAAGUGAAUUGGCCAUGGGUGUAAAAUGUGUGUUGCUGUUUACGUAUGGAAGAAAAAAUAAAUAAAGUAAAUAUUCCAGCUUCAACGUUGGAAGCGACUUUGUUUACAGUGUAGACCAGCGACAUGUUCCAGGUGAUGGCGGGUAAAUGCAGGAAUCCAAAGAGUUCUUCUGUUACCAGGUCAACCAACCUCUGGGUCAGUCCCUGGGCCUCCUCCCAGGUGCAGUUGUCGAGGUUAGCCAUCUAGGCCACAUGUAUUGGCUUCUACAAAUUAGGAGGAGCAUUGGUUCUAUGUUGAGUCGCUCCCAAAUGACCUUAUCUCAAAGGAAAGAUCCAGUUGCACUUCAGAACCAGAAGUACAGUGGUACCUCGGUUUAGGAACGUCUCGGACUUCGACCAAAUUGGAGCGCCCCCGAAAAAAGCCGGAAAAAAACAUAACAUGCGCGGACCGAUCAGCUGACCCACGACGCGCUUUGUUAUUCUGUACAACGCAGCCUCUGUAUGCAGACGUGUCCCAUUAGCUACAUUUACUGACUGUUUUUUCUUCAUAUUGAGGUGUAAAACCUUUCCUGUCUCCGCACUGGACCGUGGUAGAGUGUCACAGGGGAGGUGCUGGAGCGCUCACUCCAGGGUUUGAUGUCCUGUUGUGGGCUGGAGCUGGGACAGGGAUGAGGCUAGUCUGGGACAGAGCGUGACUUGGUUAAUGACUUUGUCACAGCCAAACUGCACAGAAGCGCACAUUCAGAGCUGGACACGCACCGGGCACCUCUUCACUUCUGGAGAGACCUCACUCACUCGGCAACCCCUCCCACAUGCUCGGAACGCAUUAUUUCUAUUUCCAUUAAUUGUAAUGAGAAAAAUCGAUUCAGAUUUCAAACAAAUUGCUUCUCGAACGGCCGUCUGGAACGGAUUGUGGUCGAGAACCGAGCUACCACUGUAAUUCCAGCCACUUGUAUCCAUGGUCUUCAGCAGGUAGGAAUUCACUCCAGGAAAACUAAUGUCAAGAAGAAAACAUUUUAAGAUGCUGCCAGAAAAGCAUUGUGCAGACCUCCUUCAAGCAGCUCCUUUACAGCCUUUUUUUUGGCAAACCAUUUAGCUGAGUGCGCCAUCAGGUGGCAGUGAGGUUCCAGUUCUUGCAUGCAAGUGAAGAAACCGCAGAUUGUGAGGAGGACUCUUGGGUCCAGACAUUAUCCCCUGGUUUCUGCCCCAAAAAAAGCUCACUGUAAUCGAUUGUUUACAUAUCUUGUUAUUAGACAGGUAAAUGCAAACAAUGGUGGAGGCAGAUUUUUAAAAAGUAGCAAUCUGCAAUCUCAAUGCACAUGAGCAUUUGCCAGCAGGUAUGUAUUUUAGGAGGGGAUGACGUCCAGAAGUGUCUUAUAACAGAGAGGCAUGCGACGUCCUCACAGUGGACUGAAACCGUAUCACAUUUUAUUACGAGUGGGGAGGAAGAGGAUCACACCUGGACAUGAGCAAGACAAGAAGGGACUCAUUCUUUUGAUCUGUCCAUCACGCAAAGCAACUACAGAGAAAAAAAUGAGAGCACCAGGAAGUAUUUUUGGAUGCAAAGCAUUUUGUGUUCAUCUGUGUGGAGAUUAUUUUUAGGCGUGAGAUUGUAAAAAUGCUAAGACUUUAAUGGCUGCUGAAACGGUCUCUCUGCAGAUAGACAACCGGAGCGUCUCUUCAAUAUGGACUGAAGAAUGAGUCGCCCAAUAGAGUCUUUCAGCUCCCGACGAGAAUAGAGUCAUAAUCCAAUAAAUGGUGGUGGUUCGUGACUCAGCAAGUUAUGUUCCUUUGUCCA
Molecule: messenger RNA, 3027 nt
Organism: Synchiropus splendidus (mandarinfish)
Lineage: Eukaryota; Metazoa; Chordata; Actinopteri; Syngnathiformes; Callionymidae
Gene: myoz2b
Product: myozenin 2b
Exons: 6
Coding region: 168-899 (243 amino acids)
Cellular component (GO): actin cytoskeleton; Z disc
Molecular function (GO): telethonin binding; FATZ binding; actin binding
Source: RefSeq, a predicted model, not a curated record